CGAUAACUAACCAUCAUUUAACGCCGUACAUCGAUUCCCUACUUACAAUAUAAUAAAGAAGAAUGCUGGCAGUUGGUUUUGGUGUACUGUUUAUUGUUUUACUGUUGUUAAUACUAAUGUGGAUUAGUUCAAUGAACAGACAUUGGGAAAAAAAGGGAAUUAAAUUCUCUAAACCAUUUCCUUUGCUUGGCAAUUGCCUGCCAAUGAUUCUUAGCAAAAAAAGUUUCACAGAUAUCAUUGAUGACUUAUAUAAUGCACAUCCUAAUGAAUUGGUCAUUGGGUAUUAUGAAUUCGUAUCCCCAAAGCUUAUUGUAAGAGAUCUUGAAUUGGCAAGAAAAGUCUUAAUUAAGGAUUUCAGUUAUUUUGUUGAUCAUGUAUCAGAAAUGGAUAAUGUUGCAUGGGAUUCUCAGCUUUUUAUGUUGUCAGGAAAUAAAUGGAAAGCUCUGAGGCUUCAAAUGGCAUCAAUUUUCACCACAGGGAAAUUAAGAACAAUGUAUGACUCAAUGCCAGAUAUAGGAAAGAAUUUAUUGCAACACCUUGAUAAUAAGGUUGGAAAUGAUAUUGAUAUUCAUGAAUUAAUGAUCUUAUUUUCUAUGGAUAUGAUUGGGUCAACUGCUUUUGGCAUUGAUGUUGGAAGUCUAAAUAAUCCUAACUCAGAAAUUAUGCAAAUGGGGAAGAAAAUAAUCGAUGUCGGCUUUCUAUCUGUGAUGCAUUUUUGGCUGUACCUGCUGUAUCCAAAAUUAGGAAAUAAAAUUGGAAUACCUCAUGUCUAUAGAGAAGUGAACAAUUAUUACAGUGAGAUACUUAAAAAUACCAUUAACUAUAGAAAAGCCAAUAAAAUACAAAGAAAUGAUUUUAUUGAAAUGAUGAUUCAGCUAAGAGAAAAAGGAAAACUUGAGCUGAAAAAUCUAGAUCCAGCUAAUGAUUAUCUAACAAGUGAAUUAGUUUUGAACUCACCUGAAAUGUUAAAUAUCACAGACGAUCUACUUAUGGCACAAGCUCAUGCUGUUUUAACUGCUGGUUUUGAAUCUACUUCCCUUUUAUUGACUUACACUAUGGUUGAAUUAUGUAAAAAUACUGAUAUACAGGAUAUUGCUAGGAGAGAAAUAAUGUUACAAGUCAAACUAAAUGGUGGCCUUACAUAUGACGCAUUAAAGAAUAUGAAGUAUCUGGAUCAAGUAAUUAAAGAAACUCAAAGGUUUUAUCCUUUCACACCUGUUCUCAUGAGAAUAUGUACCAAAGAUUAUACAUUAGCUGAUGGUUAUGUUUUAAAAAAAGGAGAUCCAUUGUACAUUCCUGUGGCAUCCAUUCACAAAGAUCCUAGUAUUUUUCCAGAGCCAGACUCAUUCAAACCUGAAAGAUUUGAAGACUCUCAACAACCAACAGCUUUUAUGGCAUUCGGAGCUGGACCAAGAAUGUGUAUAGCGGUGAAGUAUACAUUACUUAUAAUGAAAUAUGGCUUGGCUCUGCUCUUGAUGAAUUAUGAAGUAAAACUUUCUCCAUUGACUAAGCUUCCAAUCAAGUUUACCAACAAGAAAUUUGGAAAUUGUGAAACUGAGAAAAUAUUGUUUAGUUUUGAAAAAUUGGUUAAAGAACAUUGAACCUACUAUUUAAUAUGUGAUCACUAGGAUCCGGAUCUGAAGAUCUAAAUUCUCCCAUGAAUAGAUUGUAAAAUUCAAUUUUUUGAUUUAAAAAAGAUCUUAAACCAUUUAUUAAAAAUUGUAUAUUGUAAACCAUACCAUAGUAUUUGUAGAGUUUAAACAUGAAAAACUGAUGGAACAGAAAAAUAACUGACUUUGUAACUAACAAUACAGCAGUGUAAACAGCGUUGAGUUGUGGUAAAAGUCAUUGAGGUAUUUCUACGUAGAUAAAUUUAGAGCUUCAAAAAUAGAAAAUUAUGUAAAAUUUAAUAAGUAAUAAAAAUUUCAAUAAUAGUGGAUUGAUGAGUGACUGCGGUGAAUAAUUGAAGAAACGUUGGUUAGUUUGUUCAGUCAAAAAUAAAUAAGUGAUAUUUAUUUUCAUUUUUGCCGACAUUUUGGCCUAAUGUUCAGGCCUUUAUCAGGGUUGAACUUCAUAAUAUAUCAUUUAUAAAUAAAUAUCAUGUAUUUAUUUUUGACUGAACACCUCAACGAACUUCUCUUCAAUAAAAAUUUCCAUUUUAUAACAAACGUAAUAAUAAAUAUUCUUGUUUGAAUGUAUCUUUUAAGUCGACAACCCACCUCUUUUAACUACUUAAUGUCUUUUCAUAACUUUACUUUUAAGUGAAAUUUUUUUUUUAUUAAUUUAAAUCUUUUUUUUUAUUACAAACUUGCAAAAAACAUAAAGAAAUAUCCUAUAAGAUUUUGUAUUUGAAAUCCACAACUCAAGAUCGGUGUAGAUCUGUUGAGAACUAUUUUUUCCCUUAAAUGAAAAAAAAAAAGGAGAAAUGCUAAAAAUCCGGGCUCUACUGAUCACUGAGUGGCAACAUGUAUGUAGUAAUAGUAUUUAUUCAUGUGCUUACAUAUAUGUUUUCUUGCGCUUAUUAGAUGAUUAUUAUGGUAAUUUGUGUAUGAAAAAAUUGUAAUUUGUAAUGUUUUGGUUAUUUAAUGAAACUUUUGUAUUUAUUAUACCAUUUCAAACUAAAUAUUUAUAGAAACUUUCUUGGUCCCACAAGCCCAGAGGUGAAUUUCUAAUUCUACUCUCUUAUUCAAAUCCAUUUCAUCUGAGGUACUGUCACUUUAAAUCUGAAAUGCUGAAGAUUUCAAGGGUUUUCUUUCUCACCUCAAUGUCAAUUAUCAAGAAAUGAUUUUCUAGACAAAUAUGAAUUUAUUCAGAUAAAAAUAGAGUACUUAGUAAAAUCGUUUUUAAUAUUGUAAAAAUGAAACUUCAUAGUUUUCAUUUUGUAAGAUCAUUUUUAACUGUUUUAAAAUAUUAGUAUGAUGAUAUCUUUACAGCAUCAUUUAUAGAACUGCUGAAUAGGCAAAUAUCUAAUUUGUAAGUAAUAAAUCAUUCAUUCAAUUGAUUGUUAAUCAUACAUUGUAAUAUAAGAAAUUUUAUUAGAAUAAAUGAAUUAAUGAUGUAUUUAUUUAUAAUUUAUUGAUUUUUUUUACCUUUUUGAAGAUGCGAGUUUUCAUUAAAACCCAC
Molecule: messenger RNA, 3123 nt
Organism: Nezara viridula (southern green stink bug)
Lineage: Eukaryota; Metazoa; Arthropoda; Insecta; Hemiptera; Pentatomidae
Source: the annotation of a GenBank genome assembly